Messenger RNA from Neltuma alba, 1083 nucleotides. Its product is annotated as receptor-like protein 19. The coding region runs from base 1 to 1083 and encodes 360 amino acids. Gene Ontology annotation, molecular function: protein binding. The transcript has a single exon. The record is from RefSeq and is a predicted model, not a curated record. NCBI's taxonomy places the organism in Eukaryota, Viridiplantae, Streptophyta, Magnoliopsida, Fabales, Fabaceae.
AUGUCUGUUAAGGGGAAGGAGUGGGGCCAAGCGCUAUAUUCACUGCAAAAUCUUCAUAGUAUGUCUUCUUGUUUUCUCCUUGGACCUAUUGAUUCAUCACUUGUAAAGCUUCAAUCUCUCUCAGUUUUUCGGUUGAACAAUAACAAUUUCACAAGCUCUGUGCCUGAGACCUUUGAUGGUUUAACCAACUUAACCACCUUGCAUCUUAGAAACUGCAAUUUGAUUGGGAUGUUCCCAAAACAAAUCUUCCAGAUAUCCAACUUGCAGGUCCUUGAUUUGUCAGAUAAUCAAAAUCUUCAAGGCUCUCUACCAUAUUUCCAGCAUAAUGCAUUUCUCCGCUCAUUAAACCUUAGCCGUACAGGUUUCUCAGGGCAACUACCAAGUUAUCUUCUUAAUUUGAGGAUGGUGUCUUCAUUAGAUCUAUCAAAAUCCAAAUUCCACGGAAGGCUUCCUAGUUCUAUUUCAGAACUGACAUCACUUGUUCAUCUAGACUUGUCAUUCAACAACUUCACUGGUUCUCUUCCAUUUUUCAAUAUGUCAAAGAACCUUUCAUAUCUAUAUGUCAAUAACAAUGGCUUGGAGGGUGAAAUUCCAUCUUUUCAUUUCAAGGGCCUUGAAAAUCCUGUCUUCAUUGAUUUAGGUCGUAAUUUUCUCAAUGGGAGUAUUCCAUCAUCUCUUUUUACACUUCCAUCUUUAGGUGGACUGAGUCUUUCUCAUAAUAAAUUUGAGGGUCUAUUGGAUGAAUUUCCAAAUGCUUCUUCUUCCCCAUUAGAGGUCCUCGAUAUCAGUGGGAAUAAUUUACAAGGACAUAUUUCUUUGUCUAUCUUUCAUCUUAAAAGGCUAAGUUUCAUCGAGUUUUCCUCAAACAUGUUCAAUGGAACCAUACACUUGGAUAUGUUCAAAAGCAUGGAAAAUUUGGCGACAUUAGAUCUCUCUCAUAACACUUUGCUAGUUGAUGGAAAUUUAAUGUCUGACCAAAUUCAUCAUUCACCAUUCCCUAAAUUGAGCAAUCUCAUGUUGGCUUCUUGCAAGUUGAGAAAGUUGGAGAUUUCUCAGACAUCAAUCCAAUUUGUUGUACCUUGA